This is a messenger RNA of Microplitis mediator, 838 nucleotides long. RefSeq lists its product as uncharacterized. NCBI's taxonomy places the organism in Eukaryota, Metazoa, Arthropoda, Insecta, Hymenoptera, Braconidae. Bases 341 to 811 code for a protein of 156 amino acids. The transcript has 2 exons. The record is from RefSeq and is a predicted model, not a curated record.
UUUCUUCAUGUGUAUACUUUUAGUUUUUUUUUUUUGCAAUUUAUUUGUUAAAAAAAAAUCCGAAAAUUUGUAACUGUCUGCUAACUUCAGGAUCGUUUUAAUUUCCGGAUCGAUGAUACUGAAGUUAGCGACGGCUAAUAAUUUUUGUAUUUUUUUUUUAAGACGACAAAUUAAAAAAAAAACAAUAUUUAAAAAAAUUACACUUAUAGAUUUUUUAAUUUUCUACAUGUGCAUAUUUUUAGUUUUUUUUUUUUUUUUUUUUUUUAAUUAAAUUAUUAAAAAAAAGUCGAUAAUUGUCAAUUGUCUGCUAACUUCAGGAUAUUUUAUUUAAAAAUCAAACAUGGACGACAAAAAUCUAGAUUUUAAAAAAGCUAUCGAAUCAAUGGAUAAAGAUAUUGAUUUAUAUAAUUUAAAAAUACAAGAAAAUCAAAGAAAACGUUUGGAAAUCGAACAAUCGAUUUGUGAAAUCGAUAUGUUGAUUGAGAAAGCAAAAAGAAUUAUUGAAAGCAAUAACAAAAAAAACGAAGACUACUGGAUACGAACUCGUGAUAUUGAUAAUCAUUAUAAAAUUAUGAGUAAAUUUCUAUCUGAUGCUAAAGUUAAUGAAUCUGUUGACAAUUUACUUUCGAAAGUUGGGAAUUUAAUGGCAGAUAAAAUUAAUUACGAAAGUGAAUUUAAUAAAAUAAAAUAUUCAGUCUCUGACUUACAAAAGAAAAAAGAAGCUCUCUGGCAACUCAAGAAUAAAUUCAAUAGAUUAGAAGAAUGUAGUAAAGAAAUAUUAUCUCAGCUCGAAGAAUUUAAAUCUGCGUGAGUGGGAUUCAAAAUGAUUUAAACAAAC